Molecule: messenger RNA, 3084 nt
Organism: Gadus chalcogrammus (walleye pollock)
Lineage: Eukaryota; Metazoa; Chordata; Actinopteri; Gadiformes; Gadidae
Exons: 8
Coding region: 787-3084 (765 amino acids)
Source: RefSeq, a predicted model, not a curated record
UGUGUGCAUAACAGACAAUUACUUGUAAACAUAAAUGUAAAUGUAAAAAUGGUUUGAUAUAAAAAACGUGCAUGUCAGGGACUUGUUUUAUACUAAACUAGUGAAUACUUGUAUGCCCUUUUAAUAGGAAGAGGUGUUUUUGCACGUGUACCCAUUGAAAGUGGGUGUUUUCUAGCCGAAUAUCGAGGGGAACUUAUCUCACAGCAUGAGUGCAGUGCAAGACAAAAUAAAUUCUCGGACAAAGAGAAAACCUUUUUGUUUGAUUUUCAGUGGAACGGUGGUUACUGGUGCAUUGAUGCAUCAAAGGAAGACGGAUCAAUGGGACGGCUGUUCAAUGAUGACCAUAAAUCGCCCAAUGGCAGAAUGAGAAUAAUCCUUGUUGGAGGCAAACCUCAUCUCUGUUUAUUUGCGAUUGACAAUAUAGCCUCAGGGUCAGAGAUCCGAUAUAGCUAUGGGGAUUGCAACUGGCCAUGGCGUACACUUCUGCCAAGCCCUUUGCCUCAACCUGCGUCCAGCACGUCUGUCGAGACCCAUGGAUCCCUGAUCUCCUAACCUCCAGCAAAUGUACAGGUGUCAGGUGACCUGGAUAUCUCGGAUGACUAUAGUGACAAUAGUGACUAUAGUGACAAAGACUACAUCCCAGAUGCAGAUGAUGACUCUUCAGAUAGCUCUCAUAGCAAAGAGUUGAACGUUAUUAAUCCUGUGGGCCAUAAAAGAGCAAGAAUUGCAUCACACAAUCCAAAGGCCAAUAUAUCAGUAAGCUUGAGCUGUCCUUCUUCAGAACCCAUGGAUAGUUGUAGCCCACCAGAGAAAAGCUUACCUUCUGUCACACCAAUGCCAAAAGGGUCACCAACAAGAGCAAAGUAUGGAAGAUACAACAAAAAGCAAUUCUGUCUUUACUGUAAGAAGCCUAAAUCUAAACUAGCAAGACACCUUGAGCAUGUCCAUUCCAGGGAGCCUGAUGUGGCAAAAGCAUUUAGCUUCGACAAAAAAUCGCACAAAAGAAGGGUGCUUUUACGCAUUCUGACAAGUAGAGGAAACUUUUUACAUAAUGCAAAUGUGUCAAGCACAGGGACAGGAGAGAUGGUGGCACGACGGCGGCCCAUCAAAGCAAAAACAGCUGAUGAUUACAAGCACUGCAUUCAUUGUCAAGGCAUGUAUGCAAGAGAGACAUUGUGGAGACACAUGAGAUACUGUCCUUUGAAACCUGAAACUAAAGAACCACAAACUGGGAAAAAGAGGGUUCAGUCACUCCCUUAUUUGUCCCUACCACCACCGGAGGAUGUAAGUCAAGCUGUAUGGAAAAUUGCCUGUGAGAUGAAUAAUGAUGAGGUUGCAUCCGUAGUCAGAGGGGAAAGAUACAUUUUACUUCUUGGACAGCAGAUGUACAACAAAAGCACAACAACUUCUGGAAGAAAAGAAAACAUACGUCAAAAGAUGAGAGAAUUAGCCAGACUAGUCAUCACUGCGAGAUCUGUGACACCCUUGAAGAACUUACGAGACUUCAUCAUGCCUUGCAACUUCCGUUAUGUAAUAAAUGCAGUGAGAUCUGUGGCUGGAUACAAUGAGGAGAGCAACUUAUUCGGAAUUGGGUCAUUGGCAGUUAAACUUGGACAUAGCUUAAAGAAGAUUGCGAACAUCAUACAAUGCAGUGCACUCAUGGUAGGUAAUGCCGAGGUUGCAGAGUCUGCUCGCAACUUCUCAACAAUUUAUGACAAACAAUGGAAUGAGUGCAUUUCAUCUGGGGCACUGAAUACUCUUGCUCAAGCUAAAUGGAACAAGCCUCAAGUCUUGCCUUUCACAGAAGACGUCAAGAAGCUCCACUCCUUCCUUGCCGCCAAACAGAAAAAUGCAAUGAGUGCCCUGCAGGUUGAGCCAAAUUCCAGGAACUUUGCCAUUCUUUCGAAAGUGACAUUGACCCAGGUCAUUCUGUUUAACAGGAGAAGGGAGGGUGAGGUUUCAAAAAUGAUGAUGAAAUUAUAUGUUUCUAGGGAUCACACACAGAUGCAUAAAGACAUUGCUUUGGGACUCAGUGCCUAUGAAAAGAAGCUUUGUGACUACUUUCAAAGGGUGGAAAUACGUGGGAAAAGAGGGCGAAAGGUCCCCGUUCUGUUUGCCCCUCAUAUGGUUUCUGCCAUAGACAUCCUCAUUGAGGAAAGGGCAAAAUGUGGAGUACCCAUGGAAAAUGAGUACCUGUUUGCUCGUCCAGCUGCUCUCACACAUUAUCGAGGUGCAGACUGUUUUCGUGAGUAUGCAAGGGCCUGUGGUGCAGAAAACCCAGGUACCCUCUCUUCUACCAAACUACGCAAGCAAGUUGCCACCUUAUCUACCAUGCUCAAUAUGAAAGAAAAUGAAUUGGAUCAACUCGCCAGCUUUCUUGGGCACGACAUUCAAAUUCAUCGGGAGUUCUACCGUCUCCCAGAGAGCACUCUUCAAUUGGCCAAAGUCAGUAAAAUCCUCAUUGCCAUGGAAAAGGGAAGACUGCCAGAGCUGCAAGGGAAAGGACUAGAUGACAUAAUCAUAAACCCACAAGAUGAGGUAGACAUGUCCAGUGGUGUUUCCAGCGAUGAGGAGGGGUUUUCUGGCCUACAUCAGACCCAGAACAAAAUUAAUCAAGGAUCCUCUUCAAUGCCGCAUUCCAAGGAUGACAACCUGAUUGAUUCUUCCAGUGAUGAGAUGGAGUUUGCUGACCUGCGUGCGAUGCACAGUGAGAGGACUCAAGGUGUAGGGCGGAAACGUGCAGAUGUCAACUUGAGGAGGAAGUGGGAGAAAUUCGGUCAGAGAAUUGAUUUUCUACAUCUACCCCUCAACUACCGAGACCUAGCCGCGUCCCGCUACCACAACGCCCACAACGCUUACCAGUCACCAGGCCACGUCCUCCUCCGGUCGACCCACCGGUGCGGACCCCCUCGCCAGUCGUUGACCCUUCUUGCGUCCUGGAGACGAGCCUUGGUUCUCCCACACCGGACCCUGAGCCCCCAGUCCCCACCCACACUUCCUCAGCCCCUAGAAUCAACCGUCUCUCCCUCGCAAGAGCCGCGGCCCGGAUACGACUCUGUUCAUCGUCCUCCUCGCCGUCGCUGA